AUGAUGAACGUUUCUCUCAAACUUCCACUCUUGAUUUUCAUUUUGGUUAUCACAACUAAUCUUGGAUUAGAAGCAAGGGAACUAGCCGGAGUUAACGAGAAAUUCGAAAUUGCUGCUGGAAGUUCAAACUCAAUCAUAACUUUGACAAACUACGCCGGCACGGCCAGUGCGUUGCUGCAAGCCCCACCUUGCAAGAGGGAUGUUGAUUGCAGCUUUGAAUGUCCAAAGGGAGGAUUCUGUAAUGAUCGCCUUGGCACAUGUGAUUGUUUCUAG
Messenger RNA from Arabidopsis lyrata subsp. lyrata, 273 nucleotides. RefSeq names its product putative defensin-like protein 257. Bases 1 to 273 code for a protein of 90 amino acids. Lineage: Eukaryota; Viridiplantae; Streptophyta; Magnoliopsida; Brassicales; Brassicaceae. The transcript has 3 exons. The record is from RefSeq and is a predicted model, not a curated record.